Messenger RNA from Bradysia coprophila, 2841 nucleotides. It is a transcript of the gene ftz, whose product is annotated as fushi tarazu. The record is from RefSeq and is a predicted model, not a curated record. Gene Ontology annotation, cellular component: nucleus. NCBI's taxonomy places the organism in Eukaryota, Metazoa, Arthropoda, Insecta, Diptera, Sciaridae. Gene Ontology annotation, biological process: negative regulation of transcription by RNA polymerase II; anterior/posterior pattern specification. Gene Ontology annotation, molecular function: DNA-binding transcription factor activity, RNA polymerase II-specific; RNA polymerase II cis-regulatory region sequence-specific DNA binding.
UCUUCAACGGUGUGUUUGUGGUGCUUCGGAUAAUAUAGACAUUUUUCUUUACGAUCGUGCGUUUUUUUUAAAAUAUAAAUUCAAACAUAAUAUCGAUGUUGGUACAUAAUAAGUUACCCGUCAUCAUCAGUGUGUUAAACGUUUAAGACGAUUCAUUAUUAAGGAUAAUAAUAUUUUUACUCUCCGUUCGGAACAACUUCUUUCGUCUGGCUAAUUAUAUGCAUUAACCGAAUAGGAGAUAUGGCAUCAACUCAUCAAUAUCACGAUGAUGAAUAUACAAAUGGUUUUCAUCAGCAACUUGUAUCGAAUAUGAUUGGUGCUCAUUAUUAUAGUAAUAAUAAUCAUCAUUCAAAUUGGAGUCAAUAUUAUCAAUGCCAACAGCAAGGUGUACCAUCCGAACAUAAUGAUGGCUAUUACAACGAUUAUAUUCGCCAAAAUCGAUUUAUUUCAUCCUAUCCGUACGAUCGAUACCAAUCCAAUACUUACGAAUCUGGGGAUCGGGUAGCGGAGAAAAUGACGUUCUAUCCGGACGAAGCAACGAAACAACAACAGCCAAGCCAAUCGUCGAUUGACUCGGUUGUAGAAUUAACAAAAUCGAAAAAUAAUGAAAAACUUGAUGAUGCUCCAGCAUUACGCGCAUUACUAACGCAUCCGGGAUUGAGAUACAAAUCGCCGUAUGCACGUCUUAGUGUUCCCAGUGAUGUGAGCUCAACGCAAUUGAAAGUUAAUCACGAUACCAACGAUAAUAGCAACGAAUUUAUGGCCGCAGUUCAAUCAAAUAAAUUAUCUUCAUAUCCGUACAAUCAAUGGGAUAACGUAUCACAGUAUCGAGCGAAUCAGUCAUUCAAUGCAGACGUACCCUUUCAUCAAUACGGUUUGGCUAGCCAAACAAAGCGCGAUUUUGAAAUGCAACCAGUUACACCCAGUGCGAUAGGCAAAAAUAAUUUACAUCAGCCUAGUCCCACCGACAGUCCUGUGUCGGAUUAUAUGGAUGAAAUGAAGACACCGCCUUCAACAUCACCAAAUAAGAGGGAACGUCAGAUCAAUCAAAUGUGCAAAAAUGCAAUGUCAUCACCUGAAAGCAGUUUAUGGAUACAAAAUGGAAACGAAUAUAAUCAAGAUGGAUCAAAACGAACCCGGCAAACUUACACGCGUCAACAGACCCUGGAAUUGGAAAAAGAAUUUCAUUCGAAUCGGUACCUAACUAGACGCAAACGAAUCGAUAUAGCGAAUACAUUGAGUCUCACCGAAAGGCAAAUCAAAAUCUGGUUCCAAAAUCGUCGCAUGAAAGCCAAAAAGGACAAUCGAUCAACGUCGUCAGUCAGUCCAACAAAAGAUAUGUUUGACAGUCAGCAAUAUAAAGAUAUGCCGUAUCAACUGUCUCCACCUCCUCCGUACGAGAACGCUCUGCCAAUGGGGGGAUACAAACCGACCAAUUUAAAUUAUUUAGACCAUUCCAAUGGGUACAGUGUAACAGAUCCACAUUUGCUUCAAUAUAAUGGAUACAAAGGAGUUUGAUUUUAUUUGUACAAACUGCGGAUGAGAUCAAGUAAGGUAUCAGUCUUAAAUGAUGGUUGAAAGAAAAGGUCAUAUGAUAACGGUGUAUGUUAUAGUCAAACUGCCUUCCGGAUGACGUGACCAAUUUUCGAGAGACGUCUGUUACUCAAACUGUAAGACUAUAGGGACGGGCUCGUCACUUAUGACCCUUCUUCUGACGUCUUCAUCAAACAGGCUCCGCUGUUUUAUUUCUUUCAAAAUUAUAGUCCCAGAAAUUCACAUUUGAUUUGUCACUUACCAAUCAACAUUAGUGCAACGAACGUUAUUCGAAACACUGACAAAAAUCAACAAAGAUUGUAUUAUUGAGAAAUAAUUGACAAAUCUAAAUUUGAAAUUCAAAUUGAAUGGACAAAUAAGUAUCAACAAUCGUUCUAGAAACGACAAGCGUAACACUUGAAUCUAUUACUUCAUUUAAUCUAACUAUUGUCGAAAGAUUGACAAGGAAUCUUUGACUUCAUUAGUUUUAUCAUGGACGUUUCUAUUAUUAGACCGUAUCUGCAAGCUCAUCGUUUAAUUCUGUCAUCCCUGUCAAUAACAACUGACAAUAGAUUGAAACUCUUUCGAUCUGCGUUUCUAUAUUUGACUCUUCCAUCAGUUAGUUUAUUAGUAUAACACUUCUUAUUCAAACAUUCCCGAACGGUUUCGGAACCAGCGUCCGCAAAAAGUAAGUUGCAGGACAUUUUGAACACACUCACGAUUUAUAGGUGCCGUUCGUGAAAUUUAGACUUGAAUUCAGCUGUUUUUCAGCUGGUCCACUCAUACAAAGAAGACUGCUUAUACAGUUUUACCACUCGUGUGUGUAACUAUUCCAUCCGUUUAAACAAAUAAAACCACUUCCGUUUAUAUAAGUGGAUCAGCUCAAAAACGCUAAAUGCAAUUUCAUGUCUAAAUUUCGCUGGACGUCGCUGUAUGUGAACACAGUAUAAAAAUAGGUGAUUUUGCAAAACCUUUAUGUCUUUUACUUGACUAUACCCGUUUUACACUUUCAUUGCUUCAUUUAAGCAAAAUUGCUAAAUCGAAACGCAUCAGCCUUAAUUUCGAUGGUUAGAAUCUUAUUAUGAAGAAAUAUUCCACUGUUUACAUGAAGCAAUAACACCGUCAUCCAACCAUCCAGUCAAAUGAUUAAUUUAUUUUAGAUUUUAUUAAACAUUUUAUUUGUAUAGAUUAAGGUAGAAUAGUUUUAUAACGACGAAUUGACAAGACAAUCGGAUUUUAUUUCACUCGUAGAAAUAUGGAAUCGAUUUAUAUGUAUUUUGUGUAAGAGAAUAUCUAGAUAAUUAUUUU